Eleginops maclovinus (Patagonian blennie) is the source of this 2759-nucleotide messenger RNA. Its product is annotated as eukaryotic translation initiation factor 4E type 3-like. The record is from RefSeq and is a predicted model, not a curated record. Gene Ontology annotation, biological process: translational initiation. The transcript has 7 exons. NCBI's taxonomy places the organism in Eukaryota, Metazoa, Chordata, Actinopteri, Perciformes, Eleginopidae. Bases 262 to 921 code for a protein of 219 amino acids. Gene Ontology annotation, cellular component: eukaryotic translation initiation factor 4F complex. Gene Ontology annotation, molecular function: RNA 7-methylguanosine cap binding; translation initiation factor activity.
UAUAGCUAUGCACUUUUUACUUAAAGUAUGUGUGGACUUCAGUGACAGAAACUUCUGAAUCUCUGUAGAUGGCGGUCAGCGGGCGUCAUCGCUUCUCUGUUGUUGUGACGGUGCAAACUGGGGAAGCGUCCAAUGAGUCAACAGCUGAUCGAGGUUAAUUUUAACCUACCAACCUAUAUAUAACGACAACAGCCCGGGUGAAACAUCUGCACAAGAAACCGGCUAGUUUUUACGAAGUCUUUCGGGUUUUAAGAGGAAACAAUGGCAGUUCCUGUAGCUGCAUUACAACUGAGCACACCAUCCAGCCCGAGUCUGCUUGAGCACAACAUUCACAACAACAACAACAUAGAUUUAGGGAGGAUUUCCAGGGACAAUGACAACGACACUUUGCCUUUACAUUCUUCAUGGACCUUCUGGCUUGAUAGAUCACUGCCAGGAACUACAGCAGCUGAAUGUGAGUCAAACUUGAAGAAAAUCUACACCGUAGAGACUGUCCAGAACUUUUGGAGAGUUUACAACAACAUACCCAGCGUCUCCAGCUUGCCAUUGAGAUGCAGCUAUCAUCUGAUGAGAGGAGAAAGAAAACCACUCUGGGAAGAAGAAAGCAAUGCUAAAGGGGGUGUCUGGAAAAUGAAAGUACCCAAAGAAUGCACUUCUGUUGUGUGGAAGGAGUUGCUUUUGGCUAUUAUUGGAGAGCAGUUCAGUGAUUAUUGUGCCUCAGAUGACGAAGUAGUCGGUGUCAGCGUCAGUGUAAGAGACAGAGAAGAUGUGUUUCAGGUCUGGAACGGAAACGCUUCUUGUGCUAACGAAUCAAAUAUCUUAACCAGGAUCAAUGAGCUCCUUCCCAAUAUCCCUUUUAAAGCAGUGUUUUACAAACCACACGAGGAGCACCACGCUUUUGAAGGAGGGCGAAGACGUUAGUGUUCAAGUGUUUUGCACAUCAGAACUCAUGAGACAUACAUUUCUUUUUGACAUAUUUUGGAUAAUAUUUGCUCACAUAUUGAAGCAAUAGAGUUUAAAGUUGCUUAAUUUAUCAUCUCAAUGAUCUCCAAAUGUAGCCCAUAGUUGAUGAUUCUCAAUCACUAAUGUAAUAAUAUUAUCCAAAAUACUAGAAAAAAGCAAACUUUUAACUUGAUUUUUAUCUGUAGCAGUGUUUGUGUGUUUUAUACUUUAACAUUUUGCAAAUCUUUAACCAAAACAGCAGAUCAUGUACAUGUGAGUCAUUUUUAGAUGUAUUUUAGCAAAUUUAGUUUUGUUUCAUGAGCACAAACAAAGCUAGGUCUCUUUGGAAGAGAAGGCCUGGUUACGUAAAGCAAACCUUUUACAAUACAUUACAAGGCUUUUCUAGUGAGUUUUUUCAGUGUUUUGUACGUUACAGCCAAAAUACUUUUGCCUAUCAUACAUAUUUAGUAUGCUCUCAUACUGAUAUUUGAGCAGAAAAUUGCACAUUCUUUCUUUUAUUUUUUAGGAUAUGAGCGGAUUGUUAAAAAGGAAUUAGUUCCUGAUACAAUAAAAUGACCUCAGUACACAAAUCAUGAGUAGAUGCGGAGAAAUAUAUGCAAUCAUUUCUGUUCUGUAGAAUUCGCAGCAGUUUUGCUGUUUCGUGGUUGACAUUUUGUUGAAGCAUCUGUCUCAAAUCAAGCACUUUGUUUCUUACUGUGUGUGUGGGUUGUGAUAACUGAGACCAAACCAACUUUGGUUUUGUCUCACCUUAUCUGAUGAAAUGUAAAGCUGUUUUUGUUGAUUUGUUCUGCUUUUAAUAGUAAAUAGAGCUGUGUAGACGACAAUGUUGUGUUUUUCAUGUAUUAAUAUGACCUGUGUUCAAAUUGAAUCUGUGAAGCCUAAACCUUGCAGAUAAUAUUGGCCCUAGGAAAAAUGUGAACAUGCACAUGACCCAGAAAAAUCUGUCACAUGGAGGGACAUCAGGAAAAGAAAGAUGUUGCCCUUAAUCUUACUUUCCUAGAGAGACUGCUCUAGGGCCUAUUUUAGUGUAUUAGUACAAACUGUGUGUGUUUGGUGAAGUAAUGCAACCACUGCAGCAGGGUCAAAUCUGUAUGGAAGCUAUUCAAAAAUGAAUUUUCACCACAGCACCAAAACACAUUUCAAUGUCUCUGACAACCUUAGCUUUUAAGAUUUAGUUCAGUGGUGAUGUAGAACACUGUUUUUGUAAUAUUGAAACCGUAUCAUAUUUGGGAAAUGUUGAACCAUUAUACAUCCCACCAAAGGCAUCUUUCCUCUUCGUUAAAAGGGUGUAUAAGAGGGAGUCAGAUUGGCUAUUGUAGGCUGCAAUAGCAGAGCAGAUACCUUUGAGUAUUACUACUGUACUACCUAUACAUUUUAAGUAAUUGUCCAUGUUGCAAUGAAACCCUCCUGCUGUGAUUUUAUCAAACUAAUCAAAUGUUAAAGUAUUUAUGAUGAUGGUGUCUUGCCUUGGAUUCUCUUUUUAAGAAUAUUGUGAGGAGAAGUAAGUUUUAAGACCAACGUAUUGCCAAAUUUGCUUUAUUUUCCCUCCAUUCUUCUGUUUGUGUCAUAUAAGCACAUACUGCAGAAUAAGAAAAUACUUCUGUACCCUUGCACAUGAUGUUGACCACUCACUUCAGUCCUCAGACUUUGUAACUGAUUUUUGAUCUUGGAUGGUGCCUUUCUGUUAACCAGCAGUUUAGAUUGUGCUCUGUGUUCAGCAUGUGGAAAUUGUAAUAAGUCAUGUUUCUCUCUUAGUUUUACACGUGUUUGAGAAAUAAAGAUGUCUAAACUUUCAA